AUUUUGCGUUGGUCCUUGUAUCUGAGAUAGGUUUUCUCCUCUCUUGACGUCAGCUCAUCUAGCCCCCAGAGGCUUUUCGUAGCCGCAGCGGUUCCCCCAAGCGCUUAUGCCGGCUCCUGCUGCGCGAGCCUGAGCGGUGGCUCAGUCUCCGGUGGAGGCAGGGCCUUUUCUUCGUCCGCUGUGCGUCUCUCAGAAGCUGCCAAAGCAACCUUGUGUCUUUUUUUCCAGAAGAAAAAGCAUUUAUGCUGUUCUGGGAAACGGCCCUAGCGUUUCCCCAAACGGCGCCUCUUCUCACCUACCUGGCGACUGCUGUGCAUUCCGAGAGAUGGCUAAAGAGUGAAGUUUGACAAUUGAAGAAAAACGUCUGUUGCUUAAUGAUUGAUGUUGUGAACCAGUUAUCCAGACACUCUAGGAUAUGAAGAGAAAUCGAGAUCAGCCUCUUAAUUUAAAUUCAAAAGCUUCUCUGGCGUGAUCUGCUGAGCAAGAAGUGGAACGUUCCAGGAAAUAUCCCUGUUACAUUUACAUUAUGCCAGCCAUUAAUCGGACUCGUGUGUGGAAACUCAGGCACUUUGUCAUAUUAUGGAAGUAGUAUGUUUGUGGUUUGUUAUGUACGUGGCGUGGAACAGCUUAUAGGCAUGUGAUUGUUGGAAUUUAAUUGGCUUCGAGGUUCCUGCUGUUCUCUCGGAGGUCCUCUUUCUUGGGAUCCUUUCUAUUUCAUGAGAGGAAAAUUGAGGAUGGUGACUGGGUUACUGAUGGAUUUUUCUCAGCAUUUAGUGACCUUCGAGGAUGUUGCUGUGAACUUCACCCAGGAGGAGUGGACUUUGUUGGAUCAAACGCAGAGAGAUCUCUACAGAGAUGUGAUGUUGGAGAACUAUAAGAAUCUCAUUACAUUAGCAGGGUAUGAAUCAUGCAAACCCAGUGUCAGCUCUGGAUUGGAAAGAGCAGGAGAGCUGAAGACAGCAACUGGAGGAGUUUGGCAGGAAUUGGAUUUGCAACUCAAAACCAAAGUUUCCACACCUCUUCAAAAUAUUUCUGUGGAAAAAACAUCAAAUGGAAUACAGUUGGAGAAAAGCAAUGCUGGAGUGAAACAAUAUGGCUCUAACCUCUGUGGAAAAGUAUGUAGUGAACACUUAUUUCUUAAAACUCACAUUAGACAGAAAAUUUCUAAGGGUAAUCAGAGUGGAAAAGCCUUCAAAAAGAACUUCAUUCAUACUUUCAAAGAAAUCCAUGUUAGGGAGAAAACUUCUGAGUGCGUUCAACAUGAAAAAGCCUUCAGUCAGCUUUCAAAUCCUACUGGGCACAAGAAAACUCAGUCACGAGGGAAAUUGUAUGAAUGCAAAGAUUGUCAGAGAACCUUUGUUAAUCAGUCAUCACUUAAGGUACACGUGAGACACCACACUGGAGAUAAACCAUAUGAAUGUAAAGAAUGUGGGAAAGCCUUCACUCGAUCCACAGGACUUAUUUUACAUGUACGAAUUCAUGCUGGAGAAAAACCAUAUGUAUGUAAGGAAUGUGGGAAAGCCUUUAUUCAUUCCUCAUACCUUACAAAACAUAGAAGAAUUCACAGUGGAGAAAAGCCAUAUCAAUGUAAGGAUUGUGGGAAAAGUUUCACUCAUUCCUCAGGACUUGUCUUACACAUGCGUACACACACUGGAGAGAAACCCUAUGUAUGUAAGGAAUGUGGGAAAGCCUUUACUAAUUCUUCAAUGCUUAAUCAACAUGUAAGGACACACACCGGAGAGAAGCCAUAUGAAUGUAAGCAGUGUGGGAGAGCUUUCACUCAGUCAUCGGGCCUUACUACACAUUUAAGGACUCAUACUGGAGAGAAAGCUUAUGAAUGUAAAGAAUGUGGGAAAGCCUUUGCUCGUUCCACAAAUCUUAAUAUGCAUAUGCGAACGCACACAGGAGAAAAGCCAUAUGAAUGUAAAGAAUGUGAGAAAGCCUUUAGAUACUCCACAUGCCUUAAUAUUCACAUGCGAACUCACACUGGAGAGAAACCAUACAAAUGUAAGGAAUGUGGGAAAGCUUUCACUCAGUCUUCAGCACUUGCUAAACAUUUAAGAACUAAAGCAUGUGAAAAAGCCUAUAAAUGUUCUUCAGACCUUAGUAUUCACAUCUGAACUCAUCUGGACAAAGACCUUAUGAAAGUAAAGAAUAUUAAAACAUUUUAGUCAGUUUUCAUUCUUAUGUAAUAUGUGAGAACUUACUCAGGGCAGAAUUCCUAUUCAUAUAAAUAUGGAAGAGCCAUAAUUGUUCAUACGCUACAGAAUGUGUAAGAAAAACACUUGAGAGAAACAUUUUCUGAUUAUAAGAUAUCUGACAAAGACUUAAAAAAUUUUUUUAAAAUUUUGAUUGAAACGUUUUAUAUGUCUAAAAUUACUGUAAAAGCCAUGUGAAGGAUGACCUACAGCCUUAAACUAUUUAACAUGCUUUAAUAACACAUGAUAACUCACACUGGGGCAAAACCAUCUGUAUAUAAUGAAACCUUUACUUAGUUUUGAGGCCUUAGUAUCCACAUGAGACUUUGUACUGGCAUAAAACCUGUGAAUGUAGAAGAUGCAGGAAGAGCUACACUUUCUUCUCAUAUCUUUUAAGAACUCAACAUUUAAAAACUCACAGUGGAGAGGUGCCUUAUAUAUGUAAAUAAUAUGGAAAUUCAGAAAUUCCCGAAAGCUUCAUAUGCAAGAAGAUGCACAAAUGUAGAAAUAUUAAAAAUUGUUCAGCUGUUAAUGAAUAAGUCAUGAUAUACGGGGAGGGAAACCUUAUGAAGGUAAUAUAUAUGUAGGAAAGCUUCUGCCUCAGUGUGAACAUUCUUUGUCUCACAGAGGGAGAAAAUGUUAUGAAUGUUAGAAGUAUAGGAGUGUGUGUGUGUGUGUGUGUGUGUGUGUGUGUGUGGUUUAGCUUUCAACCUUUAGUAAAAUGGUAAUUCACACUGGAGAUAAAUUGAUUGUAGGGUACGUGGGAAAUGGUAUAUUCAUCUUAUAAAUUUUACACUAUACAUGAAAAUGCACCCUGGAAAGAAGCUUUAUGAAUAUAAAAGUGUGGGAAUAUUUUUUGGUAAAUACACAUCCCUUAGGAGACUUGUAAAAUGCUUUUUGGAGGAAUAAACUAUGAAUGUGAGGAAUUUUGGAAAGCUUUCAGGUAUUGUUUGUUCUUUGCUUGUACGCAAGAUGAUUCUUGAGGAGAAAUUAAAAUACAUAACAUGAAAAUGA
This is a messenger RNA of Pteropus alecto (black flying fox), 3212 nucleotides long. It is a transcript of the gene ZNF846, whose product is annotated as zinc finger protein 846. Gene Ontology annotation, biological process: negative regulation of transcription by RNA polymerase II. Gene Ontology annotation, molecular function: DNA-binding transcription repressor activity, RNA polymerase II-specific. The coding region runs from base 717 to 2120 and encodes 467 amino acids. The record is from RefSeq and is a predicted model, not a curated record. The transcript has 7 exons. NCBI's taxonomy places the organism in Eukaryota, Metazoa, Chordata, Mammalia, Chiroptera, Pteropodidae.